UCUCACUCUGCUUUAUCCUGCUCCCGUGGAUAGUAGAGGUCAGAAGACAUAAAAGAUGUAUCACAGGUUAAGCACGAGACCAACAGAACUUCUGAAACAUUGCUUCCUCUCUGUUGUGCUUUAAAAUAAUUUACAAACCGCAUCACUGGAAAACGUCACUCCGAAGUUGUUAGACUGGACACCUUUAGUAUGUUUUAGUAUGCUCUAGCGUGUACACGGCAUUUCAUCGUUUGGAAACUUUUUCUUGUUUGCAACAUGACGGUUAAAUAUGUUUUUUUGACGCACCUGUUACUGCUUUGGGUUGGUUCCGAUACUGGCGCAUCUGAAGUUGUAUGGAGAAGUGCGCGCGACAGCACGUCGGACGCGCUCGUGACCACAGAUGCGCUCUCACAGCACAUGUUUAAACUGUAUGAGAAGUACAACAUUGAACCUAACCGACUCAAAGAGGGAAAUACUGUAAGAAGUUUUAAAGCAAAACCUGAGAAUGUGGAGGAGAGGGUCUCAUACUGGCUGAACAUUACUUCCAUUCAGAGGUCUGAGCUGAUUCUCACAUCUACGUUUCACUUCUUUUUUGACAAACGGCAACGCCAGAGAUCCUGGUUCUGCAAGCGCUUCAAGAACCCCUCUUGUCGCAUCCCAAACUUCCAUCUGUUACCCUCUGUCCAUCUUAUUUUCCGGUCUCCCUCGUUCAGCUCAGCCCAGGGAUCACUACUCGGAAACAUCACUGUAGUUCCUCACAGACGUGGGACCUGGCAGAGCAAGGAUGUGUCUGUCAUUAUAAAAGAGGCCCGAGAUAACAAUCAUCUUUUGAUCACCGUGGAGUUUGACUAUGGAGAGCAGUAUCAAAGGUAUCAGGACCAGCUCCCAUUCUCCAGCCUUCCAUACUUGCUGGUGUAUGCUAAUGACCUGGCCAUUUCAGAGCCCAACAGUGUGGCUGUGAGCCUACAGAGAUAUGACCCUUUCAUUGCAGACCAGCAGCCAACUCAAUCUCUUGACUCCUCACUUGACAUACGUGUAAAGCGGGACCUGGACUUGGACUUCUCCGAUCCCACUGAGAACAAUGAGCUCCCGGAGGUGGAGUACAACAGCUUCAAACAGCAUAAUAUGUGGGAAAGUGCUUACUUUGCACUCAAGCCAAAGCCCUUUAAAAAAGAACAUCGGAGGAAAGGCCAGGAGCGUGCUGACAGAUUCGGCAAGUCUCAGGUUCUACGGUUUAAUGAGAAAACCAUGAAGAAGGCUCGGAGGAGACAGUGGAAAGAACCUCGCAGCUGUUCCAGGAGGUACCUGAAGGUGGACUUUGCAGAUAUCGGGUGGAACGAAUGGAUCUUGUCUCCCAAGUCUUUCGAUGCCUUCUACUGCGCAGGAACGUGUGAAUUCCCCAUUCCAAAGGUAGUCCGCCCCUCCAACCAUGCAACCAUCCAGAGCAUAGUCAAGGCUGUUGGGAUAAUUCCAGGUAUCCCAGAACCCUGCUGUGUUCCAGAGAAGAUGAAACCUCUCAGUGUUCUAUUUCUGGAUGAGAGCAAAAACAUUGUGUUGAAGAUCUACCCCAACAUGUCUGUGGAGACGUGCACUUGCAGAUAGACUCACUGGUCAAAGAAAGGAAAGACAAAUGGGCAUUUGUUGUGGUUUUGACAUCCAAAUUUACCUUGAAGAGGCAUAUUGUCUUAAGGUUGCACUUGUCAGAAAGUGCACACACUUUAAGGACUGCAUUUCAUCUUUUAUAAAUGCUUAUAUUUUAAUUUCCUCCGUUUAUCCACAAAGGAUCUGUCAUAAACUUUUUCAUUGUACUACAUGAGUACUCACUCUUAUAAACAAUACUUAAAAAUUGUCAGUUUUGCUGUCAUCUCUGUGACAUAAAUGGACUCAUGCUUGUAAAUU
Messenger RNA from Carassius auratus (goldfish), 1878 nucleotides. Its product is annotated as growth/differentiation factor 10-like. Gene Ontology annotation, molecular function: growth factor activity; cytokine activity. Bases 256 to 1581 code for a protein of 441 amino acids. Gene Ontology annotation, cellular component: extracellular region. The record is from RefSeq and is a predicted model, not a curated record. The transcript is spliced from 3 exons. Lineage: Eukaryota; Metazoa; Chordata; Actinopteri; Cypriniformes; Cyprinidae. Gene Ontology annotation, biological process: positive regulation of osteoblast differentiation.